AUGGGGGGAAAGGCUGCUGUGAACCGUCCGAUGGAUCCCCAGCAGCGGGAUGCGGACAUUAGCACCAAGUUGCAACUAUAUGGCAUCUACAGUGCUUUUGCCAAUGGCAAACUCCCAUCGAACAAGCAGUGCGAUGUCGCCUUGAACAGCGCUGUCAAUUCGAAAUGGCUCGCUUCUCCGUCAAAACAAUUGUCCCUGGACGGCCAGACCCUGGUCAAGGAUCUGCGUGACGUCAUUGACAAAUCGAAACUCCUCUUCCUCACCAAGAACGAGGGCGAGCUUUUGCAAGAGUUUAUUUGGGAGGCACAGCACAUCACCGGCGAGGACUUUCAGAAAAUUAGUGGUCCCGUCGACAAGGAUUUUGCUCGUCAGGAUGCCGACAAAGCUGCCGAGGGUUUCAGAACCCUGGGCACUUUGUUGAUAACUAAUGGCGAAUUCCGCAAGUUGUAUAUUAAUUGCCCAUUGCUGCAUUAUACAACCAAGGCCGCGAGCAAACUUCGGCCAGACGAAGAUGCUCUUGCACAGAUCGAUCAACCCGCCGAAGAAAAUGUCUGGCAUGACAAGCCCGACACCGGUGCCCUCAAGGCCCAGUUUAAAGAGAAAGGUGGGCGAUUUAAGCCUGGUAACAAGCAAGACAUUAGUGAAGCUGCAAAUGCCGCCGCUGCUGCUGGUAAGGGAGGCCGGGAAGAUGCCCCAGUCUCUGAGCUUGAUGCACGUGCUGGUGCUUCUGCUGCACAGGAGAGACUUCAACAGUCUGCCAACCGCAAUGUACCCCCUGAAGAACGUGAGCAGGGCCAGCAGGCUACAAAUCAAGCACAAGACUACACUAGACGAACCCAAGAAUUUCUAGCAUCGAAAAUGCCCAAAGAACGUCGGGACCAGGUCGUAUGGCGUCUGAAGAAAAUGAUCGUUGAGAUUCAAGGUCACUCUGAUUACCAGCAAGCUAUUGAGACUCUUCUUCGCUUGGCUGAGACAUACGCCGGUCAUGGGAGGGAUCUUACCCAGCAGGGCUCCGCAGCCACCAGAGGCGCCAGCAGUAAUACAAAUCUCCAGAGAGCCGGAACUAAGUUGAGGACUCUAAUUGAGAGAUUUGCGAAUAGCACGUCGACCCAUGAUUUCUUUGACUCACUGAACACUAUCUACCGCGACGCGGACCAGGACCCGCGCCUGAAAGACUGGUUCAGGGGUGUUGAUAAUUAUACUCGGAAAUGCUUGCGUGAGCAGGGAUACAUCAUGCAGGACUCUGCUACCGAUGCCUGGAACAGGCUGUAUGACGAGGGCCGUUUCUUGCUCCGAGACCGCUACAGAAGCCACACUGACCGUAUAGCGGAUGAAGCCAAGUUCCUGGCGUCCCAGUUUGACGAGGACCCCCAAAACAGAGCCUUCCGUCAGUCUUUGGAGAAACUAUUCAAGGACCUUGGCCAAGACCAGUAUGGAAAGCCAGUGUUCAAGCCUCAUUUGAUCAAAGACAUUAGCAAUGUGAUUAUUCCUGAAAUUCUGGAAAAUUUCCGCUAUGUUCCUAUCCCACGAAUUGAAGUGUCCGAUCCUACCGUUGAUAUUGUCGUCGAGAAUCUGGUGAUUGAGAGUGAUAACUUCAUGCCCAAUGUCCUCGAGUUUAGCACUGAUAACUAUUGGCGUUGGGGUCGCAAGAGUAUCAGCAGCAAGGACGAUCAUAAGAUCAUGGUAUCUGGAUCUGGAAUCCAAGCUGAUGUCAGAGAUGUCAACUACUACAUAAAGAAGAAACAAGGAUUCCCAUCGCUCACAGAUACUGGUGUCAUGGACGUCCUUCUUGGUGGCCAGGGAUUCACUUUCAGACUUGCUGCUUCCAAGGCGCAAGAGAAUGACCGCAGCAACGUAUUCAAGCUUGAUAGCGUCAAAGUGAACGUAAAGAAUCUCGACAUCAAACUAAAAAAAUCCAAGCACAAGAUUUUGUUCAACAUCUUCAAGCCUAUGCUUUUCGGCAUAGUCCGCCCCGCUAUCGAGAAGGUGAUAGAGAGUCAGAUUCGCGAUGCGUUCCAAAAGGCCGAUGCCUUGGCAUAUCAGAUACAGAGAGAGGCUCAACGGGCCCAGCAAGCAGCUCGUGAAGACCCGGAGAAUGCGAAGAGCAUAUUUGCUCGCUACGUCGACGCUGGUCGACACGUCAUGACCCAGAAGAAGCAGCAGGCCGAGGCAGUUGCUCAACGGGGAACCAAGGUUCAAUUAGCAAUGACCUACCGUGAUACCCUCUUCCAAGACAUCAAAAUGCCGGGCGGUGUUACCAACAAGGCUACGGAGUAUAAAGAGCUCUCUGGCAAGGGCGAGCGCUGGCAAUCCCCUGUUUUCAACUGGGGUGGUGCUUCGCCAUCAAGCAACUUGCCUAGAGUUGCUCAAGUUACUCGCAAGCCUCACACGACUGCCGAGGGUCGCCUACGUGAGUCUCACACGAACGGCGCCAAUGGUGAGAGUCACGGCGCCAAUGGACAUGCUUUAUCGCCGACUAAUGGUGCAACCAAUGGGCGUGCUUUAUCGCCGACUAAUGGUGCAACCAAUGGGCAUGCUUUAUUGUCGACUAAUGGUGUAACCAACGGGGAUGCCACUACCAACGGCAGUUUCAAGAGGGAAGUCGAUCGCGCGUUGGACGUUGGCGUGACAGCUCCUACCCUUGGUGCUGGAUCAGCUUAA
This is a messenger RNA of Talaromyces atroroseus, 2661 nucleotides long. RefSeq lists its product as hypothetical. The record is from RefSeq and is a predicted model, not a curated record. Gene Ontology annotation, molecular function: lipid binding. The transcript has 12 exons. Lineage: Eukaryota; Fungi; Ascomycota; Eurotiomycetes; Eurotiales; Trichocomaceae. The coding region runs from base 1 to 2661 and encodes 886 amino acids.